CUUGACCCACACUCGAGUAACUUUACCUACCCGACGUUGAGGAAGGAUCGCGAUUCACGUCAGAGUUUUUGAAUACCCUCACUUUAAACAAUGUCGACCAGCACAACCCACGGCACGCCGGCAGUUCAUGGCCUCGAUGUCAGUGACAAAACCCAGUGCGCUCACUGGCAUUCCGCAAAGGAUAUCAUCGCCAUCAAACACAAAUGCUGCGGCAUGUAUUAUGCAUGCAUAUCCUGUCACGAGGCCAUCGCUGAGCACGAAAAUCAAGUGUGGCCGAAGAAGGAACAGGAAACAACCAAAGCUGUGCUUUGUGGGAACUGUCGCCGCGAAUUGAACAUCACAGAAUAUCUACGGUGUGACAACAUUUGUCCAAAUUGCAAGGCAACUUUCAAUCCUGGCUGUCGAAACCAUUACCAUUUAUAUUUCGAGGCUUGAAAUGGCUUGCUUCUAGAAAGCCUUGGAUACCACCGAGAAGAUUUGUCUUCAGCACUCGAUACACGAUGUUAUCGCUCCUGCGCAUACAGAUCAUUCCUCACCAAAGAGCAAGGAAGAAAAUGCAGGUCCAUAUUGAAGAAGAGCAAUUCCUCUGUAUAAGG
Molecule: messenger RNA, 596 nt
Organism: Mollisia scopiformis
Lineage: Eukaryota; Fungi; Ascomycota; Leotiomycetes; Helotiales; Mollisiaceae
Exons: 1
Coding region: 91-435 (114 amino acids)
Biological process (GO): protein import into mitochondrial intermembrane space
Cellular component (GO): mitochondrial intermembrane space
Molecular function (GO): zinc ion binding
Source: RefSeq, a predicted model, not a curated record